AUGGGCCACGUCCAGACCCUUGAUCCGGUCCCUGUCCCUGUCGCGGCCCAGAUCAGCCAAGGUCUCGGGGCGUCGAGCUUGCCGGAGCUCGCGUUACAGGGCAUUGCGGCACCCGCACCCAUUGAGUCCUUCUCAAACAGCCAGCCUCUGCUGCCCCUGGAUUCGACUACAUCGGUUCCAGCUAUCAGGCCUACGCCUCCCCUCCCUGCCGCUAAAGUAGAGUCUGUAUAUGACGGCCCAUUGCUUGAGCUCGUCGAUCGAUACGCCGAUGAACCCCGAGAACUGAGGGUCGCCGUUGUCGGUGCCGGCCUCUCUGGAGUCCUCGCCGGUAUCCUCCUGCCACCUAAAGUGCCCGGGAUCAAGCUCACGAUUUUUGAAAAGAACUCGGAGGUGAACAUCUACCCCGGCGUCAGGUGUGAUGUGCCUGCUCACGUCUACCAGUCCACGACUGGCCAAAAGUACAACGUCUACCAGUACUUGCAGCUUUCGCACCAGGUGAAUAGACAGGAAUGGGAUGCCUCCCAGGGCCUGUGGAACCUCACAGUGAAGGACCUGACGACUGGCGCGGACCGGACAGAAGGAUUCCACUUCGUCAUCCACGCCAUCGGCCGCUUCAACGAGUGGCGCUUGCCCGACUAUCCCGGCCUGUCUGACUUCAAGGGCCUCCUGCGACACACCUCCAACUGGGAUCCCAACUAUGAUAUCACAGGGAAGCGCGUGGCCGUGAUUGGAAACGGCGCGAGCGGGCUGCAGGUCGUGGCCAAUAUCCAGAAGCGCGUCGGCCGUCUCGACCACUACGCGCGAAACAAGACGUGGGUGGCCGCAUCGUUUGCCGGCCAUGAAACCUCUACAUCUCCGAUCCCCAUCUCGCAGGAACUCCGGGACUCGUUCGCGGAUCCCGAGACGUACAUCGCAUUUCGUAAGGAGAAGGAAUCGCAGUAUUUCAGGGGAUUCGAGGAUUGGUUGAAGGGAUCGGAAAAGAACGACCAGGCCAGGGAGCGGAUGACCAACUUGAUGAACUCCCGGCUGGAGAAGACGAGGCCGGACCUCACGCCCAUCCGUCGCUUCACAGAGACCGGCAUCGAGACGGUCGACGGCGUGCACCGCGAAGUAGACGCCAUUUACUGCGCGACGGGCGCCAACGGCGACAUGGCGCCGCCCUUCCCCAUCAUCGCCCACGGAGAAACCCUCGCCGACGCGUGGCGACCGGGCGGUAAGCACGGCUUUCCCUACACCUAUCUCGGUUCCGCCACCCCCGGCUUCCCCAACCUCCUCUUCCUCCACGGGCCCAACGGCUCCGGCCGCUCCGGGACGGUCCCCCACAAUGUCGAGAACCAAGUGGUGUACUUUGCCAAAAUCUUACGCAAAGCGUCGCGCGAGGGCAUCCGGUCCCUGGAGCCCCUCGUCGAGGCGGCCGAGGACUUUGUGCGCUACUCCGAUGCGUUCUUCGCCCGCACCGUGCUGUCCGAGGGGUGUAGUUCGUGGUAUAAUGGCGGGAAGCCGGGGGCCAGGAUCCACGGCCUGUGGCCCGGCAGCGCGUCGCUCGUCACGCUGCUGCAGCGGGAGCCGCGGUGGGAGGAUUUCAAGUAUGAGUACCUUCACGAGAGCGGAAACCGGUUCCUCUGGUAUCUUGGGAGGGGAAGCACGAGGAAAGAGGGCGAUUUGGAGGCUGAUGUCACGCCGUAUAUCGUGGACCCUGUAAAAGUGGAUCUGAGGGAUGUGCAUGAGAGUUGGUGGCAGAUUCCUUGA
Parascedosporium putredinis is the source of this 1749-nucleotide messenger RNA. Lineage: Eukaryota; Fungi; Ascomycota; Sordariomycetes; Microascales; Microascaceae. The record is from the annotation of a GenBank genome assembly.